This is a messenger RNA of Camelus dromedarius (Arabian camel), 3269 nucleotides long. Its product is annotated as translation initiation factor IF-2. The record is from RefSeq and is a predicted model, not a curated record. Bases 1 to 981 code for a protein of 326 amino acids. Lineage: Eukaryota; Metazoa; Chordata; Mammalia; Artiodactyla; Camelidae. The transcript is spliced from 5 exons.
AUGGCGUCCUAUAAAGCCACUUUCCUUGGAAAGCUUCCCCAGAACGACUGCUUAUUGACAGAGCGCCUCUGGUUCCCAUGGAAACCGGGCGCCGCCCUCCAGCACCUGCGCUGCUGCCCGGCGGCGGCGGCGGCGGCGGUGGGCCAGGAAGGCAGGGCUGUCCGGGGCACGAAGUGCGUGCGGCCUCCGGGCGGCGGGUCACGCAACCCCGCGGCCCCGCCCCCGCCUCCUGCUCUCGCCGCUUCCGCACUCACUCGCGCUUCCUGGCGAGCCCGGAGCCCGCCUCGCGUGCAGACACGGCCGCCUAAUCCCUCGAGGAAUCCUGAUUCCCGUCCUCGCGCCCUCCGGGGUUUGCGCGGAACGGGGCGCGGGCGACCCGCCCCGGGACAGGGACACCAGGAAGGGAGUCCCAAGCCCCCACCACAGCCCCGCCUGCCGGGAACCGGGCGCGCACCGACCCUCAGGGGCGCACGGAAGGCGAAUGGCGUUGCCCGGCGACUGACCCCGGCCACUCGGCGCCUUCCCCAGAACUCCGAUGCGGGGGGGGCAGCUGUGCGUCAGGGGGCGGCGAGGGGCAGGGUCCGCCGAGGCCGAAAAGAGCGAAGACCACCGCCUGGGAGGUCAGGUUAUUUGCUGACGUCCGGGGGGGCCGUCUUUCUACAGCCUGAGAACACCCGGUGGUGUGGUGAUAAGCAGACUGGGCUUUCUGCGCGGCGGGCCUCGGAGGGGCAGCGGGGCUCGUCCGCACGAAGGCUCCGGGAUGGGCGCGCCCGCGGCCCCGGCGCCUCUCACGCUAUGCCGCGUGCAGCCCAGGCAGCGCGUGUCGUGACGAGAGACGAUGAGAUCAGUCAGUUACCACAGCGUCGGGGCUGGGAAGUGCAGCCUGUCACGCAGCCCGGCCUCGGCCGCACGCCCGCUCUGCCCGGUGGCCUUGGCCGCGCCGGCUUCGGCUCCGGCUUCGGCAGAGGGAGCUGGGGGUGAAUCAGCCCCUUCCACGGGGUGGAGAGCCCGAGAGGAAAACCGUACAAAAUGCAACGUGCGCAGUUAGGGGGCUGGAUUGGAUGAACAAACCGGUUUGCGAGCAGCACACUGAAAAUGACCUCUGUGAAUCAAUGUCUUAUACUGUGCCCAGUAGGUAACAGAAAACCACUAUAACACACCGAACUCGAAGAUCACCUUAGGAAUAGUAAUAUGGUAUAUUCAUCUUUGUGUGAAUAUAACACCUGCUCCUCGUCUCAGCUCUUAGAAGAGAUUCCCUGAGAGGGAAAGGAAGUCACCAGAGUGGUAAGUGGCUUUAACUUGACUCACAAGGCAGAUACCAUACUUAAUCAGUCUCUUCUAUUUAGAAAAUCUUAAGGCAGAACCACCCAAUACUGCCCGUUUUCCUUUAUUCUCCACAUCAACAUUGCCCUCAUCUUUCUUAAUGCCCUCUGCCAUCAUUGUCAGGCUCUGCAUACCCUUUCUGCCCAGGCACCUACACCUGUGCAGUUUGUUGAUUGAAUAAUGGUGCCUGGCAGAGGAGGUGGGUAGGCUUUGAACUCCAGCCCCUACCUCCACCUGCUAAGAUAAUAUACUAUCCACCUAAGGAAGGGAUGUCUUUUUUUUAAAUUUGAAUGAAGCACCAUAGAAUGCAGUGGCUGAAGGAGAAAUGAGCUAACCCCUGUCAGCACCCAAGAUGUCCAGUUAAUAUCCAGAUUGAUGAAGACUAGCUGAUGCUGUGUGAAAUGUUCUGCAGCAAAAGGGAAACUCUGCUGGAGCAACAACCUGCCUUUUCCAUUUUAGCAAACUGGAAGAACUGUCAACUCACUACAGGUUGCCUCAGGAUUGCAUUGCAACUAGAGAAUGUGAUACUGUCAGACAACAUGGCUCAACCUUUUGGCUGAGCUCAUUUGUAGAGUUUGAUAUUAGAUGAUUUGAUAUAGGAUCUAUGUCCUACUGAACCCUGGGGACAGUCUUGGUUGGUAUGAAAGCCUUUUCCUUUUCCCAUUGCUAACUUCUCUGUGGUCUGUUGGCAUUUAAAUCGUAUUGGGAACAAUGAGUGGUAGAGACUGCAGUCAAGAUGUAGUGACCUGAUUAGUCCAAACUCCUGCAGGGAAGACAUGCAAAUAGAUAAGCCCCAACAGGACCUGAAGAACCAUGUGCUUUUGAAAUCCUGGGUGGAUGAGCCCCACCCUGCCUACACCUUAAAUCUCCUGGUGCUUUGAAGGUAUAAUUAUUGCCCAGCAACUCCUGGGACAGAGUUAAUUAGAUCUUUGUAUGAUUUAAUUAUAAGAAAAUGAGAGUUUAAAUGUAACUUACUAAAAUGUGCAAAUGUAUGCAUAAUAUAAAUAUAUUUUUUAAACUUGGAAUUAAUUUCAUUGAAGAGCAUAAAAAUGAUCCAUCUGCAUUAACAUCUUUUAAAAUAUAGUCUCUUUCUAAUAAUAGUUAAGCAGAUAGUUUUGUAGCUUAACAUACAGCCUAAAGUGAAUGAGGUAUAUGAAGGAAUAUGAUUACUCAGCACUACAUAAUUUAUCAGCUUUCUUAUCAAGUAAAGAUUCCUGUGUUAUUUCUUAAUUAUUAUUAUUAUUAUUUAUAAAAUUCUUUAGCAAGUAUUGCUUUCAAUUUUAUGUAGUUUCAAAGUAGGGAAACAAAGAGAUUAAGUAAUAUAUUCCAUAAGCCUUAUAGCUACCAAAGAUAAGAAUUAAAGCAAUUGUGGAACUUUACACAUAGAAGACACCUGGUAAAUAUAGUUUAUUCCUGUAGACUGAUUAACAUAAUUCCCUACCUCAGACAAUAAAUGUAGCAUGCAAUAGAUUGUUUCCUGUUUGAUGACAGAGACUGCUUCUUGUUGAUAUUUGCAUUGCUAGUGCCACCCAACAGUGACGACUGAAUGAAUCAAUUAAUGAAUGAGAGAGAAAACCCUAAGAACUGUAACAUCCAAGCACUUCAGUCUAAUCCCUCGGCCCUUCCAGCUUCUCUCUUGCUCAGUGCCUUCCUAGAUUAUUGAUGCCUUACGUGAGCAAUCAGGAAAAAGGAAGCAAUCCAGAUGGGAGGCUAGCUGUGGUCAGAUGCCUUGGAACUGAACAAAGUAUUUGCAGAUGUUUCAACAAGUGGAGGGGUUGGGCUGAGUCUCAGCCACAGGAAACAGCUUCACACCUUGGGGCUACUCCAAUAAAGGUAUCAUCACUCACCAGCACAGGAUUCUGUUGGAAACUUGAAAAGGCACUCGGAGUUGGAAUGCUGCAUGAAUCCAGACUUGCCUCAGGAAUGCCACAAGUGAUCAGAAUGAA